CCGAGGCGCAAGGGCGCUCUGGAUUUCCGGCGGCCUCGCCUUCUCUACGGCCCUGGCGGCGUUCUAGGCGUCCGGAGGAGUCUCCAUGGCCUUUGGAGCCUGUCCAGUUUCUGCCCCAGGCCUGGGCCAACGCCAUGUCUGAACGGGAAGAACGGCGCUUUGUGGAAAUCCCGCGAGAGUCGAUCCGGCUGAUGGCUGAAAGUGCGGGUGUGGAGCUGACCGAUGAGGUGGCCGCUCUGCUGGCUGAAGACGUCUGCUAUCGUCUGCGAGAAGCAACCCAGAACAGUUCCCAGUUCAUGAAACACACCAAACGGCGGAAGCUGAUGGUGGAAGAUUUCAACCGGGCUCUCCGAUGGAGCAACGUGGAAGUGGUGUGUGGCCAUGGCUCAGCGGACCCCCUUCCCUUCCGAGCCAUUAAGGAAGGAGAACUCUUCUUCCAGGAAGACCGCGAAGUCAACCUGGUGGAGCUGGCGCUGGCCACCAGCAUCCCCAAGGGCUGUGCGGAGACGGCCGUGAGAGUUCACGUCUCUUACCUGGACGGGAAAGGCAACCUUGAGGCUCAAGGCUCAGUGCCCAGUGCCGUCUCCGUGCUGACAGACGACCUGUUGAAGUACUACCAGCAUGUGACUCGAGCCGUACUGGGCGAUGACCCUCAGCUGAUGAAGGUUGCUCUCCAGGAUUUACAGACCAAUUCAAAGAUUGCAGCUCUCCUCCCUUACUUCGUCUACAUCGUGAGUGGGGUCAAGUCGGUGAGCCACGACCUGGAGCAGCUCAACCGCCUUCUGCAUAUGGCCAAGAGCCUCAUCCAGAACCCCUACUUGUGCCUGGGGUCUUACGUCAAAAGCCUCAUUGCCAGCGUCAUGUACUGUGUCCUGGAGCCUUUGGCAGCCUCCAUCAACCCCCUGAACGACCACUGGACCCUGCGCGACUAUGCAGCCCUCCUCCUGGGCCAGAUCUUCCGGACCCACGGGGAUCUGGUGAGCAGCUUGUAUCAUCAGAUCCUCCUCACUCUCCAGAAGGUGCUGGCUGACCCCGUCCGCCCCCUCUGCUCACACUAUGGGGCCGUGGUGGGGCUGCAUGCCUUGGGGUGGGAGGCGGUGCAGCGGGUCCUCUAUCCCCACCUCUCCACCUACUGGUCCAACCUGCAGGUGGUGCUGGACGAUUAUUCGGUGUCCAACGCUCAGGUCAAGGCUGAUGGACACAAGGUCUACGGGGCCAUCCUGGUGGCCGUCGAGCGACUCCUCAAGAUGAAAGCCCAGUCGCUCUCGGUGCCCGUCCAGGCGGAGGGUCCCGAGGGGCGCCCGCGGGACGGGGCGCCUUGGCUCAGCCCCCUCCAGGACCCCCAGGUGGAGUUUGGCUUUGGCAUCGCCAGCCACUUGCUGCAGCUGGGCAGCGGGGGCCCCCAGGCCGGGGUGGGCAUCCCCGCCAGCCCCCCGGCCAUCUCGCUCAACGAGAUUUACCAGGAGCUCUACUACUUCUUUGGGGACAGCCUGGCCACCCGCUUUGGCACCGGCUCGGGGCUGUGCCCGGCCGGGCCGAUGCCGGCCAGCCCGCCCAAGACCGCCGACACCAAGAAGGAGCAGCCAGCCUUUGGCACCGGGGAGGCCGUGCGCAAGAUGCCCCAGCUGACCGCCAGCGCCACUGUCAGUCCUCGGGAGGAGGAGAGCCCCCGUGCGGACUUUUCGGCCGGUCGGCCGGCCUUGCACCGUUCAGCCAGCCUGGCUCGUUCCCGCAGCGCCCUGCGCCAGCAGAGCCAUCGGCCUGUCGCCCGGGACGUCUUCCAGAAGUGCCGGUUUUCCCUGCAGGGGGCGCCCCACUUCAGUUUCGUGAUCGCGGGGCGCCAGGUGGACCGCCGGUGCCAAGGGCGGCUCUUCCAGACCUGUUUCCUGCAGCACCACGGACCCACCCAUGUUUCGCGCUACGCCCAGAAGCUGCCCAUGAUUGGCCGGACCAGCAAGCCUGUCAAAAAGUGGGGCCACUCUGACUAUUCCCUCUACUUACCUCUCUGAGCAAUGGGUCUUUUCUCAGUGGGAAAAUCCAAUCAUUUGGGACCGCCUGGUGCCCCACAUCAGAAAUCUUUUCCCAACUGUCCUGGGGCCACUUCCAUCCAGGAGUUGGAGCAAGCCAGCUCUUUUGAAUUCCCCAGCCAAGGGCUUUUCUGUACUUCUCUCAAUUUUGUAAUAAAAUGGAACAGUAAGAUUGGCACGCAACCCUCCCCCCAAACCCCUAACUCUGCUUUGAGCAGAAGCCCAACCUGCAAAAGAGGGAGAGGCAGGAUUUUUGUUGGAGGUGUGGGUCACUCUUUGAAUUUCUGUGGGCAGAAAGAGAGAAAGCAGAAGAAUUGGCUUUGGGUGUUUUUUUAAAGGGACAGAAAAUAUGUGUGUUUUGCUAAUGGAAACAUUUAGCUAAGCUGAACCGACUUGAAAAACUUGAAGACAGACCCAGUUGAAGUAGGGGGGCUCUCUGCUGAUUUUAACCCCCCCCCUUAAAAAAAACCUGAUUCAAAACAGCACCAGUUUUGCUUUUUCCUUUCUGCUCAGAGAUAAAAAAAAAAUAUUUCCUGAAUUUAUGCUUGGAUUUCAGCCUCUAACAUUGGAGGAAGAGUUGAACAUUGUCUGAAAUAAUGAUUCUGAAAAUUGUGUGUUUUUUUUGGGGGGGGGCAGGAAGGAGCAGUGGAUGAGCCAAGGCCAAUCCUUGAUCUGUUUGGAAAAUACAAUAAAAAUAAACAGUAGAAAUCAUUUGAAA
This is a messenger RNA of Crotalus tigris (Tiger rattlesnake), 2745 nucleotides long. RefSeq names its product TATA-box binding protein associated factor 6 like (gene TAF6L). Lineage: Eukaryota; Metazoa; Chordata; Lepidosauria; Squamata; Viperidae. Gene Ontology annotation, biological process: transcription initiation at RNA polymerase II promoter; RNA polymerase II preinitiation complex assembly. The transcript has 11 exons. Bases 135 to 2009 code for a protein of 624 amino acids. The record is from RefSeq and is a predicted model, not a curated record. Gene Ontology annotation, molecular function: protein heterodimerization activity; transcription coactivator activity; RNA polymerase II general transcription initiation factor activity. Gene Ontology annotation, cellular component: SLIK (SAGA-like) complex; SAGA complex; transcription factor TFIID complex.